AUGGGACGUCGAUUUGUUCUUUUCUUAAUCUUUUUGUGUCAAACUCAUCAAACCAUUUCAAUUUCAGCAUAUGGCACCAUCAUUAGUGCUGCUUCUUCACUCCAUUUGUGCGCCAUUAAAAACAGCCUCCUCUUGUUCCAAUUCCAGCAAAGCUUUCAGAUUGAUGAAAUCGCUUCGUCUAGCUGCAUGCGUUCGUAUCCAAAGACGGCAUCCUGGAACAAAAGCGUAGAUUGUUGUAGGUGGGAUGGAGUAACAUGUGACGAGCUGACUGGUGAAGUCAUCGGCCUUGACCUUAGUUGUAGUCAGCUUUCCGGGUCCAUGGAUUCCAACAGCCCUCUUUUCCAGUUAUCUCAUCUUCAAAGCCUCAACCUCGCUUUCAACAGCUUCUAUACUUCAUCAAUUGUCAGCCAAUUUGCUGGUUUUCGAAGCUUGAUGCACCUCAACCUCUCUUCCUGUGGUUUCUUAGAAUCAGUGCCAUCCGAAUUCUCAAGUAUGUAUAAUUUGAUCUCCCUUGAUCUCUCAUGCAACGAUAUAGAACUUGAGCCUCGUAUUUUCGAGUUGAUGCUUCAAAACUUAACCCACUUAAGAGAAGUGUCACUGAUAGGUGUCAACAUUCGUUCUAUGUUACCUCGUAAUCUCUCUACUUCUUUAGAAGUUUUGAAUCUUGGAGCUACAAAUUUGUAUGGUAAAUUGCCAGAUGAAAUUUUUUUACUUCCAAACUUGAAAAUGCUUCAGCUAUACAACAACCAACUCACCGGAGGGAAUUCAUUUAAGGUCAUACAAAAUACUAGUAGUACGACACUGAGGUAUGUUGACUUGUCUCCCACUGAUUUCUCCGGAGAACAGUUGCCUGAAUCAAUUGGAAACUUCAAAUAUUUGUACCAUUUAGAUCUCUCUGAUUGCAACUUUUCUGGCCCCAUUCCUGAAUCUCUAGGAAGCCUAACACAAAUGACUCAUCUGAUGCUAUCUGAGAACCAUCUGAGUGGGGGGUUGCCACUUAGCCUACAGAAUCUCCAUCAACUCAUCGUCCUAGACUUUUCAUAUAACACACUCGGAGGUGAAUUGCUCGAUAUUUUCAGAAGUUUCAAAAGCUUGACUACUUUACGUCUUGGUUCUAACCUUUUCAAUGGUUAUUUCCCCUCCUCAAUCAUGAACCUAACAGAACUUGAAAGCUUACACUUGUUUGGCAAUUCACUCAUAGGUUCUCUGCCCACAGAAAUUGUUGGUGCACUCAGAAACUUACAUUCACUACUUUUGGAUCAAAACUCAAUCAACGGUACAAUACCAUAUUGGGUGUUCACCCUUCCCUCAUUAACCGAACUAGAUGUGAGUGAAAAUCUACUGACCGGCCAAAUCUACGAAUUCCAGUAUCACUCAUUGAAAUAUCUAGUUUUGCGAAGCAACAAACUAGAUGGUCCCAUUCCUAAAUCAGUUUCAAGACUGUUGAAUCUAACAUGGCUCGAUUUAUCAUACAACAACUUCAGUGGUAACAUAGAGGUUAGCUUCUUUUCGAACCUGCAACAUCUUACUCUUCUAGACCUUUCUUUCAAUACCCUAUCUCUCAUCAAUAACCGAGAAAACUCUACAUUGCCUCCUUCUCUUGAAAACUUGCUUCUGUCCUCUUGUGGGGUGAAAGAUUUAGAUUUCUUGAAAGGACUCCAGAGUCUGGACCAGUUGGAUCUUUCUAAGAACAUGCUUCAAGGUCGCAUAUCACUCGCUUGGGUUCAAGGAUUGUCUCGUCUAAAUUUAUCUUACAACUCGCUGACUCAUAUUGAUCAGCUUCCUUCUCUAAACCUGGCAUAUCUUGAUCUUACAUCAAACUUCUUGAGUGGUCCAUUUCUUGUCCCGCCUAUUAGAAUAAGAUAUUACUUUGCUUCGAAUAAUUCAUUCACUGGAAGCAUCCCUUCAUCGUUAUGCAAUUUUUCUUUCCUUGAAUUGCUUGACUUGUCCAACAAUCACAUGAGUGGUGAAAUACCUCAAUGUUUGGGUACAAAUCUGUUGGUUUUUAAUCUGCACUCAAAUGAUUUUCAAGGAAAAAUUCCAUCAAACUUUUCACUUGGGUGCAAACUAAUAGGCCUCUACCUGCAUGACAACCGGUUAGAAGGAAGAAUCCCUCUGUCCUUGUCAAAUUGCAGAGGAUUAGAAUUGCUGGAUGUUGGUAACAACCACUUGGAUGGUAGGUUUCCCUGGUGGUUAGGCACUCUUCAAAAUUUGCAGGUCCUGAGCUUGAGAGGUAAUCAUUUGUACGGUUCUCUAAAUGUUUCAGAAAGCAGAUUAUCGUUUUCUGCCCUAAGAAUCCUUGACCUCUCCAAUAAUGAAUUUACCGGCAUUUUGCCACAAAGAUUUUUCAUCAAGUUAAAGGGUAUGGAGAGAGCAAAUCAUAUUAUGAAGCGAAUGUUCAAUGAUGUAGAAUCUCUCUUUGAAAGUUCCGUUUUUGUUGUAAUGAAAGGAAUGGAGAUAAACAUUGCACAUGUUCUCUCCAUCUUUACAACUAUAGAUCUCUCAAACAACCAAUUCCAAGGAGUUAUUCCGUAUGCUAUAGGGGAUCUGAUUUCACUUCAAGGACCGAACCUUUCUCAUAACAAAUUUGAAGGUCCAAUUCCUCAGAACUUCGCAAACUUAACUUCUCUGGAAUCCUUAGACUUAUCUUCAAACAACAUUAAUGGAGAAAUUCCUCAACGACUGGCAGUAUUGACAUUUCUUUCAUUUCUGAACCUUUCUGAGAACCAUCUUGUGGGUAGAAUCCCGCAAAGCCCCCAAUUUGAUUCAUUUGGGAACACUUCAUUCUUGGGAAACAAAGGCCUAUGUGGAUCUCAGUUAUCAAGAAGUUGUGAAGCUCACAUUGGCUUGGUGCCAGCAACCAGUGAAACUCCAUCUGAAGAUGAGAAUGAAAGCAAAGAUUUCAUCAAUGGGUUUACUUGGCAAGCUGUAUUGCUUGGGUAUGGUAUUGGGAUAGCGACUGGACUAUUUGUGGGAUGCCUCAUUUUAUCACUGGGAAACCGAAAUGGUUUAAGAAAUUUGUGGAGCAAGAAUGCUCAAGAUUUCAUAAGAAGAAAUGGCAUAAGGGGAUCAAAUGGUUGUAAAAGAAUAAAACAUCCCAGAAAUUUUGCUUUCGGCACGACCGGAUGGAGAUGUAUUAAUUUAGGGGGAAAAAAGGGUUUACCAUAUGCUGCAAAUGGUGGUUCUUGUUUGCCACUGGAUUUGAUUGCUUCCUUGUCAAAAAUAGUUAAUGUAGAGGUAUUUGUAACCCAAACAAUGAAAUAA
Oldenlandia corymbosa var. corymbosa is the source of this 3264-nucleotide messenger RNA. The record is from the annotation of a GenBank genome assembly. NCBI's taxonomy places the organism in Eukaryota, Viridiplantae, Streptophyta, Magnoliopsida, Gentianales, Rubiaceae.